UGUUGUCUUUCUCAAUGGGUUUUGGGAUACGAGGAUGUGCCCCAAAUGUAAUCAGUUUUCCUUUGUAUUCUAUUAUGAGUCCAUCAUCCAUGAAUUUAUCCAAACCCUCUAAAAACCAGCCCUUUGUAGCACCUCUUCAAAUGGUGACGUUCAGUAACUGUGCUGCGCUCUCUGUAAGGGAGGACGAGCAAUAUCAUGGAAAUCCAGAGAGGAACGAAGUUUCAGGAAAAAGAGUCAAGAAAGGCAGAAAUGACGAAUUAUUAAUUACAGCCAGAAUGGAUCAGAAUUAUGUUGAAAAGAGACUUUCAACAGUUUCACCUGAUGAAGAAAGAAGAGAAGAAAAUAAAGUAAACCAAGAAAUUUCUCGAGAAUCAACUCCUUCCCCAAAAUUGGACAGAUUCAAACUAGCAAGACAUUUAACUGAAAAAGCAAUCAAGGACAAGAAGAUAUUUUCCAUCUAUGGACACUACCCGGUAAUCCGCAAUACUCUACGAAGGAAAGGAUGGGUGGAGAAGAAAUUCAACUUUUUAUCAAAGAUGGCGUCAAAUGGUGAAGAUGAAUGUGAAGAAAACAAAUAUGUUGAAGUUGAAGAAGAUAAUGAGAUGAUCUUUCAGAAGUCCAAUAACAUUCAUGAUGUGAUGUCUAGGUUGGUAAAAACAGAAAUUCCUUACUUUCUUUGGACUAUAAAGAGGGACGUGGUCGACUACCACAAUUUAAGUUGUGAUCAGAUGUUGAAUCACUAUGGAAAAACAGCUUCCUUUACCACCAAGAUUGGAUUGUGCAUGAACAUGCGAAAUCUGCCCUGGUAUGUCCCAGCUAAUCCUCAUUCCUUCUUCCCUCGUUGUUAUGGUCUCUGCUCCGAUGGGGAGAAACAGGAGUUUCUGGACGACUUCCGGCGGACAGCUGCGUCUAGCAUCCUGAAAUGGGUGGUCAGUCACCACAAUUAUAGUAAGAACAGAUCCAGGGCCAAAAAAGAAGAGAAUGAUGAAGAGAUGAGCCGAAAUAAAGAUCAAGCUAAUGCUGAAGAAAAGAAGCUCAUCGACCUCCCAGGACAGCUCAUAGAGGUGGCUUGCAAGGUGUGUGAGAACUACCUUGGACAGUUGGAGCACGAUGACAUCGACCUCUCCGCAGAGUCCCUGAACACACUCUCUGACACCGAGUGGAAGGAGCUGAUCCAGCAGUACUACAACCUCAUGCAUGGCGAUGCUUGUAUUCCCAGUUCAAAGAGUUACUUUUCCCAAUGUCAGAGUAUUCUGAAUAAAAUCAUGUCGGUGAACCCCCAGUCUGAAAUCGAUGGCAUGAGGAACAUCUGGAUCUUAAAGCCAGGCGCCAAAUCUCGAGGCAGAGACAUCAUAUGUAUGGACAGAGUGGAAGAAAUUAUGAAGCUUGUGACAUCGGAUAAUAUUCCUUCCAAGGAUAACAAGUGGGUGGUCCAAAAGUAUAUUGAGACACCCCUGCUGAUUUAUGACACCAAGUUUGACAUUAGACAGUGGUUCCUUGUCACGGAUUGGAAUCCUCUGACCAUUUGGUUCUACAAAGAAAGUUACCUGAGGUUCUCAACUCAGCGGUUCUCCUUAGACAGUUUGGACAGUGCUAUUCAUCUUUGCAAUAACUCCAUCCAGAAGCACUUUAAGAACGCCAAGGACCGCAGCCCUCUGCUCCCCUGCUACAACAUGUGGACCAGCACCAAGUUCCAGGAGUACUUGCAGAAGCGGGGCCGUGGCCACGUCUGGCACAACAUCAUCUACCCAUCCAUGAAGAAGGCCAUCACCCACACCAUGAAGGUGGCCCAGGACCAUGUGGAGGCCCGCAAGAACAGCUUCGAGCUCUAUGGUGCCGACUUCAUCCUUGGCAAGGAUUUUAAGCCAUGGCUCAUCGAGAUUAACUCCAGCCCCACCAUGUUCCCAUCCACGCCUGUCACAGCACAGCUUUGUGCCCAAGUACAAGAAGACACCAUUAAGGUUGUUGUUGAUAGAAAAACUGACCGGAACUGUGAUAUUGGCAACUUUGAACUCCUGUGGAGACAACCUGCUGUGGAACUACCCCCAUUCAGUGGCUCUAACCUCUUUGUGGAAGGCUUCAGCAUUCAGAAAGGAAGGAGACAUAUGACUCCUGUUGCCAACGUCAGCCUUGGGAGCCCCCUGCCAGCCGGACACAUGCUGCGAAGCAGAUGCUUCAGCUCCCAACAGGACCAGCUGUCCGAGCAGACAACAUCUCCCAAGCAGGACGUGAAAACAAGAGAAGACAAGGGACCUCCCUGCAUCUUACCAAUGCCUUUGAAAAGAGGGUCGGGGAGAGCGUACAAGAUAAACUCGGUCUACACAAAGGCCCUCAGCAAUAUGGAAUUUCCCUCUUUUGCGAUUCGGCACCUAGAAAAUAUUUCCCAUAAAGCUGCGUUUCCCAGAGCUAAGGCAACAAAGCUGGCAGACCCCAAUAUAUUAAGUACGGCCUCCAUCGCCUCUGUGCUGCAGAGCAUCCGGUCCUUGGAGAACCCUGUGUUCCAGCCACCCAAAGGCUCAGGCUUGCCAAGCAGUGUCCAAGCCCCUUGCCUCAUUUGCAAAGGAACGUUCCAGAUGGAAAAGACCUGCAAACGCUGCAGCUCGUUCUGUGCCACGAUCUUACAAGGAAGCUCCUAUGUCCCUCUGAAUGGUCAGAAUGGCUCAUCCAAGAGAAUGGUGGGCAGCUUGUGGAACCUCUGAAACACCCACUUUCCCUAGAAGAUUUAUAGCAACCUAAAUGGAU
Trichosurus vulpecula (common brushtail) is the source of this 2742-nucleotide messenger RNA. RefSeq names its product tubulin tyrosine ligase like 8 (gene TTLL8). The coding region runs from base 15 to 2699 and encodes 894 amino acids. NCBI's taxonomy places the organism in Eukaryota, Metazoa, Chordata, Mammalia, Diprotodontia, Phalangeridae. The record is from RefSeq and is a predicted model, not a curated record. Gene Ontology annotation, biological process: cilium assembly; cilium movement; protein polyglycylation. Gene Ontology annotation, molecular function: protein-glycine ligase activity, initiating. The transcript is spliced from 15 exons. Gene Ontology annotation, cellular component: cilium.